AUGGAUCUGAACCCUUCGUUGAAUUGGGAACGUUUGCAAUCACUGUUUUACAGAUCACAGACAUUACAAUCUAUUGGGCGCAAACCUUCAGCAACAGGGUUGUCCGUGUAUUUGGUUGCUGAACCAGAGAAAACCUUCGUUUACAAUUACACUGAUGAACUGCAACUAACUCUAAAUCAUGAGGCGCUUCCUUCCGCUCAUCUGAAAAGUGUUAUAGAAGACGAUCAAUUGGUCGUUAUCAUGAAAGAUAGAGUUAGGGUAUAUCUCUCACUUAUAACCGAAGAAUUCAAGGAGCACAAUAUAUUGGACAAAGAGCGUCAGCCGCUCUCAAUUUGGGACUAUAAAGAUGGCAUAGUCAUAACUACCGACUUUCGUAUCUAUAGAAUCUAUCAUCAGGAACAAUUAUUCCCUAAUUUAGCGUUUUCCCUCUUAUUAAAAGAUCAUUGGUUUACCAACAAAUCUCAAAUCGUACUACUGGACUCCUCUGGAACUGUAAUUAUAGGUAAUAUAUUAUCAAAGGAAUUGAGGCAGUUUGAAGGCUGGACUGGAUGGUAUAAAGGUUCUAUCUCGGAAAAUGGAUUCGUAUGUUUGGUGAAUGCUAAACUCAACAACCUCAUUGUAUUCGAUGAUGAUCUAAAUAAACCAUUGAUUGAAGUAAAGCUAGACGAGUUACCAAAGAAUAUAGCAUGGUGUGCAAACGAUUUAAUUUGUUGCAACUUUGGUGAUGAUGAGGUACGAUUAAUAGGGUCCGAGAAGGACUACGUGUCUUUCUGGCUACCAAGUCAUAUUGUGGGUUUACAGUCCGUGAGUGAUGGCUUGAAAGUUAUUACAGAGGAUCAUAUUGAGUUUGUCUCGAAAGUAGCAACCUAUACUUCUGAUAUUUUCAGCAUUGGGUCUACCGCGCCUGGUGCCAUCUUAUUAGAUUCAUUGAAUUUAUUACAAAAUGAUGAGAAUUCCCCUAAAGCUAUAGAGAAUCUCAAAAUAAUCAAUUUGAAGAAAGCUGUAGACGAGUGUGUGUCUGCUGCUGGAGAUGAGAUAAAUUCCAUAUGGCAAAAACGUUUGUUAUCAGCAGCCUCAUUCGGGAAAGAUUCCUUGUCAUCGACUGAAUUCAAUGCCUCACAGUUCGUGAUAACUUGCAAUUAUUUAAGAGUACUAAAUUUCUUAAAGACAGUGGGGAUUUUCUUAACUCUACGGCAGUUCAUUUCGAUAGGUGUCGAGGCCAUUGUCUUGAAAUUGGUUAAUAUUCGUAAGAUAUACGAAAGUUACCAGAUUAUCGAUCAUUUGAAGUGCCCAGAAUUAAUUCCUGUAGUAUUCAAUGAGUGGAGCAAAGGGAAAAUUUUAACAUCACCAGACUCUGGCAACGAGGCAUUAUACCAGGUUGUCCAUGACAGAGCGCUUGCUCUCAAUGUACAACUACAACUUUCCAAAGUUGCAAAUAUUGCCUUUUUAGAUGGGAGACACUCUCUAGCCAGAAAGCUAGCGCUAGAUGACCAAAAUCUUUUACCUAAAGUAGACAUACUCUUGAAAAUGGAUGAGGUAAAUAUCGCCACAGAUGAAGCAAAUAAAAGCAUGGACAUACCGGUUGUAUUAUUCCUAUUGUUGUAUUCUAAGAGAGUUAUGUCAACUGCCCAGUUCACUAAAAAUCUAAUUGUUACCAUGAAAGAUAAUAAUGUAUACCAGUUCUUCCAAAGGAAUGAUUUUCCUUUCUUAUAUGACUAUUUCAGACAAACUGAUGACUAUUUGAGCCUUGCAAGGCUCAUAUGGAAACAUGGGAAAGAAGAAGGUCAAGAAAGCAAUUCUUUGCUUAGCCAAGUUUCAGAUCUUUAUGGUAAGUUCAUGACGAAUGCCGAUGUAAAACGUGAUAGAACAACCAUAGAAAGGGCCAAAAAGCUAUUUCUAUAUCAAACUGAUUUAAGCAACAAAUACGGAAUUAAUUUCCACAACCAAACCUGCGAUGAGACCUUAAGUACUUUGAUAAAAGUUGGUCAGAGGAAUGAGGUUAAGAGAAUGAUCAACGAAUUUAAGAUAUCAGAACGGAAAUUUUACUUUUUAAAGUGUUCAUGUUUAGCUAAGGAACAUAAGUUGAAGGAACUUUAUUCGUUCUCUCAGGAGAAAAAGUCACCGAUAGGUUACCUUCCAUUUUUCAAAGCAGUUAGUAAGUAUGCGAACAAAAAGGACGCUGCAAUUUAUGUUAACAUGCUUUCCUCCCUCACGUAUGCCGAGAAACUUGACAUGUACCUUGAUUGUAAAGCGUAUCAUGAAGCCAUCAGUCUUGCGUCUCACGAGAGGGAUGCAAUAGGUUUGAAACAAGUUUUGAAUAGAAUUCCUCAAAACGAAACUCAGUUAAGGUCCUUGGCUAUGCAACAGUUACACAGUUUAUAA
Kluyveromyces lactis is the source of this 2382-nucleotide messenger RNA. RefSeq names its product tethering complex subunit VPS16 (gene VPS16). The coding region runs from base 1 to 2382 and encodes 793 amino acids. The transcript has a single exon. Gene Ontology annotation, cellular component: lysosomal membrane; HOPS complex; endosome. NCBI's taxonomy places the organism in Eukaryota, Fungi, Ascomycota, Saccharomycetes, Saccharomycetales, Saccharomycetaceae. The record is from RefSeq and is a predicted model, not a curated record. Gene Ontology annotation, biological process: intracellular protein transport; endosomal transport; vacuole fusion, non-autophagic. Gene Ontology annotation, molecular function: actin binding.